Perca fluviatilis (European perch) is the source of this 2614-nucleotide messenger RNA. RefSeq names its product ankyrin repeat and BTB (POZ) domain containing 1 (gene abtb1). Gene Ontology annotation, cellular component: ubiquitin ligase complex; cytoplasm. Bases 193 to 1623 code for a protein of 476 amino acids. Gene Ontology annotation, molecular function: protein binding. The record is from RefSeq and is a predicted model, not a curated record. Lineage: Eukaryota; Metazoa; Chordata; Actinopteri; Perciformes; Percidae. The transcript has 12 exons.
GGACCACUUCCACCAAAACACUGAGGAGGAGGAGCCGAGUUUGUCAACAACUGUGCAAGAAUUGUGUGACAGGCAGCCAACUUCUUUAGCAUCGACCGAUUAAACUCUGAAGCUACAUUAAAUCAUCGCUUACCUGUCCAGUAGACAGGCCGUCUCAAUGCAUUACAGAGGACCGAAAACACCGAGGCGAUCAUGGAUGUGUACGAUUUGUUUAGUAGUUGCAGAAAGGGCGACAUUUGUAGAGUCAGAUACCUUGUUGAACAACGUGAUGUGGACCUCAAUGUAAGAGAUAAAUGGGACAGCACCCCUUUGUAUUAUGCUUGUCUCUGUGGUCAUGAGGAGCUGGUCCAGUACCUGUUGGCUAGUGGUGCCAAGUGCGAAGCCAACACGUUUGAUGGCGAGAGGUGUAUGUACGCCUGUCUAAAUGAAUCUGUUCGGCGCCUGCUCAAAGAUUAUAAGUGUAUCAGUGUCCGCGCCAUGCAGCGCGACGAUUUUAACUACUUUCUGCACAUGUUACUGGAGCAGGGUCAACACAGUGACGUCAAGUUCCAGGUUCAUGGACAAAUAUUUAUGGCCCACCGAUGUAUUCUCAGUGCACGCUCCGAGUACUUCACUGAUAUGUUUGAGACCAAAUGGAAAGGGAAGAGCUUGAUCACCCUCAAACACCCACUGAUCAACCCUGCAGCCUUUGGAGCCAUCCUGCAAUAUUCCUAUACAGGACGAAUGGAUAUUGAUGUAAGCCUUGUGGAAGACUGCAGACGACUUGCUAAACAGUGCAAAAUGGAAGAUCUAAUUGAGGAGUUGGAGAAUAAAUGCAAACAGGUGUAUGAAUAUGUGUCCAAUAAGCCAGGAAUUUGUGUGAAGGUUCUCAGCUUGGAGCCGCUCAGCUGUCAACUUCAGGAGGAGAUGGCUCAGUUAGCAGACUGCGCUCUUCCCAUUGAACUAAGAGUUGGAUUUGGUGAACUUCCCUUUAACAGAGUCGACCGCUUCCCUACUUAUCCUGACAUCUGCUUCAGAGUCGAUGGUUUCAACUUCUUGUGUCAUAAGGCGUUUUUCUGCGGACGUAGUGAUUAUUUUAAAGCCUUGCUGGAGGACCACUUCAGUGAGGGAGAGCAGCUGCAGUCCCAACCCAGCACCCCAGUGAUUACUUUACACAACAUUUCCCAUGAAAUAUUCAUCCACGUCAUGUAUUACAUCUACACCGAUGACACACAGCUAAUAACAGAGAUCGUGUUUGACGUGCUGUGCGUGGCUGACAUGUAUCUGCUGCCGGGGCUGAAGCGUCUUUGUGGGAAGGCGCUCGCGAAGACAAUAUGUGAGGACAACGUUAUGUGCAUGUGGAAGAUGGCAAAGCUUUUCCGUCUCUCUCGGCUGGAGGAUCACUGCACAGAGUUCAUGGCCAAGACCAUUGAGCGGAUGGUGGAGCAGGCCGAGUUCGCAGAGAUCAUCAAAGAGGAUGCUGCGUCGUUGGAGGAGCGGCACGAGACGGACUCUGUCCCUCUGGUGGACGAAAUCCGUUACCAUAUCGCCAGCAACGUGCAGACUUACAGCGAGAUUGAGGAGGCCAAUCAGAAACUGGAGGCCUUAGAGGAGCUGCUCUCCAGCAUCAACAUUGACUGCUAAGGGGGGUGACAGGUGGUGGCUGCAGCUGCUGUGCAGUUUGAAGUUUUUAAGAUGGAUGCUUUGGGAGAGGACAUGGUGGUGCAAACAUCUGUAGAGAGAGAAUAUGUCCGUCUGUAUGUUUGUAGGUUUUAUUUUAUUUACAUUAUAUUGUACAGAAUAUAUAUUUUCAAAUGAUGGUCAGAUGCAUAUUAAGAUCAUGUUCUUAAAUGUUUCUUCGACUGAGACAUAUCGAAAGAUAUUUGGUAGAAAGUACCAAGUUCUGCAAGAUGGGCUUUGAGGAAAUUAUGUAUGAUAUAUUUACAACAGAAUGUCUUUCAAUUACACAUGCAUGGAUUUAUUUUAAGGAUUAUUUGUAGCUGCUAUAAUUUAGAGUAGCUGUUAUUUAGUUUAAAUAUUAUUAAACUAUUAAACUAUAUAAAAAAUUUAGUUUAGUUUAAAAUGUACUUUGGCCUCAACAAAUUCAGCACCAGCCCUCAUAUCAAACUCCAUGUUAUUUUUAUGCUAAACAAAAGUCAAACAAGUGCAUGCCAUGCACUGGCUUGCACUUGAUAACAAUGGGUAAAAAGACUAAUGGUACAAUAUGUUCACUUCAUUCAUCCAGAAAAUAUUUUUAACCUGUAAAUCCUUAUUUUGAGUUACAAAGAAUAUAGUUUUAUUAUGUAUUUCAUGUGCAAAAGCAUCCAGUUUUUAUUUUGGAUUUGGCGGAUGAACUUCACCACACUUAUAAUUCUUACACUUAUUCUCCUGUAAAAUAUUCCUGCCCUUUGUUUAAACCUCAAAUGGAAAAAAAACAUUUCCUGCUGCCUUGUAUGACAAACCUCUCUUUCCCAAUGUGUGCACUAGGAAAAAAAGCUGUUACUAAACUGUUGGCAUGUUAAAUCCACCAUCACAAGGAACGAUUGAUAUAAUGUUGAAUGUUUCCGUCUCAGCCUGCUAAUAUAAAGAUAACUGCAUUUGCUUUUGGCAAUUAAACGUGGGAUUGCAAGCACAA